Messenger RNA from Glarea lozoyensis ATCC 20868, 891 nucleotides. RefSeq lists its product as uncharacterized. Lineage: Eukaryota; Fungi; Ascomycota; Leotiomycetes; Helotiales; Helotiaceae. The record is from RefSeq and is a predicted model, not a curated record. Bases 1 to 891 code for a protein of 296 amino acids. Gene Ontology annotation, molecular function: metal ion binding. The transcript is spliced from 2 exons.
AUGUCACCAACACAAACUUGCCCAGAGCAAGAACCAAAGCCCUCUUAUUUCGUGAUACGUAGCAAUGGAGAGGUCGUCCCUCUCAUUGCCAUCGAUGAACUACCCCUAGGACUCAGCAUUGUUAAUGCCCCGAGAAACCUUACCUUAGAUGAAACCGUGGGGAUGUUGAGUUUGGGCCUGCAACAGCGCUCCAAGAACUUUUACGAGCUCGUUAAGAAAGACCUUAGGGGUGCACAGAUAGAGACCAGGAACGAUACAGCUGAGAAUCGAUCCACAUCUAUAUCCAAAUUGCCACAAUUGCCCAGCUCAGCGGAAAAAUCCUCUAUCUCAACAGGCUCAACAGUAUACGAUCAGACCUGUCGCCAUUGGUGUCACCAUGGAAUAUGCAAAUGGGGAAAGCAAUGUCGCUAUCGACAUGUUAUGCCUAUGACCCUUCGUGGACUACAAGAAGUCGGACUAGAUAACUGGCCUGGCUGGUAUCGGAGGGCAAAUGAGGAUUGUUUUGCACCAGACUCCCCCCGAAGCCUACGAGAACGGCAGCGAACAACUGCCAAUAAGGACCUUAGCAAGGAGCCUGAAAAUAAUAUGAUAUUGGAACUUGAAAAAGGCACACCCAGAGGUGACGCAGGCGGGUUGAAGGCUUCAAGGAUAUCAGCAUUCGAACCUCGUGCAGGAGAACGUCGCAGGAAACUAUUAAAUGGAACCCCAAAGAAAGAUAGGACUUCGGCUAGGGGAGUGGACGACAGGGUGUUAAGGCGGGAAGUUAGAAUCUGGGAGGAAGAUGUGGACAGUGAUAGUACCAUAUUCAGCAAUGGCCCGGAUAUGCCAAGGGAAAAUGCAGAGAAGGGAAGGCUCACCAAAGAGGUGGAAGGAGGAUUGAUUGACGUGUAA